Mugil cephalus (flathead mullet) is the source of this 4266-nucleotide messenger RNA. Its product is annotated as IgGFc-binding protein-like. The record is from RefSeq and is a predicted model, not a curated record. The transcript is spliced from 12 exons. Bases 17 to 4147 code for a protein of 1376 amino acids. NCBI's taxonomy places the organism in Eukaryota, Metazoa, Chordata, Actinopteri, Mugiliformes, Mugilidae.
UCUCCAACUGACAAACAUGGAGUUACUUUUCAUAAUAUUUUCAGCUCUUUUGCUGAGUGGAUUUGCCAGCGGUGGACCGACCCCUCGAGCACCAGGACAUGGCCUGUGUGCGGUCAUGGGCAAUCUCCACAUCACCUUUGAUAAUCACUACUACACAUUCCUGGGUAACUGCAGCUACACCUUGGCCAAGAACUGCCACGUCGAUGCCUCCCACCCGGCCUUCAAAGUGGACAUCAAGAACAUGAACCAGGAAGGCAUCCAGGUCCCGAUGGUGGAGUCCGUGACUGUCAAUGUUUACGGGAUUCAUAUCCAUAUGGCUCGCCUUGAGUUUGGUGUCGUCCAGGUGAACUAUCAACGUUGGAAUCUCCCAAUUACCCUGAACGAUGGCAAGUUGAAGCUUUUCCAGCAAGGCCUGCUUGUCGUCAUGGAGACAGAUUUUGGCCUGGCCGUGAAGUACGACUGGAAACGGUACACUGCAGUGACAGUGCCAGACAGUUUGGCUGGAAGCAUGUGCGGCUUGUGUGGCAACUUCAACAGCAAAAAGGAAGACGACUUAAUAACGGCCAGCGAUUCAGUGGCCAGCAGCGUGACAGAGCUGGCACAGAGCUGGAAUGUUCCUUGCGCAAAUGAGGGCUACUGCCGAGAUGUGUGUGAUGCUAAGUGUGAAAAAUGUGUCCUCCCAGAAGUGAAGACAUUAGAAAACCAAAUCUUCUGCAGAACCCUUUUCAUAGAUCUGGCUGCGUAUGUCGGUUGUCAACCUGACGUUGACCCCGACGUCUUCCACAGCAACUGCAUGCUUGACAUCUGUAAUGGAGAACCCAUAUACACGUACCUUUGUAGCACUCUUCAAGGCUAUAGUGACAUCUGCCAGGGGACGGGGACUAAGGUUCCCGAUUGGAGAUCUCCUACUCGUUGCUCUAAACCCAAGUGCCCAGAACACAGCCACUAUGAGCACUGUGCUAGUGCCUGUCCUGCUACAUGCUCAAAUCCAAACGCACCCUCAAACUGCAACUCCCCCUGCACGGAGACGUGCGUCUGUGAUGAGGGCUUCGUGCUCAGCGGCACCAAGUGCGUCCCCAAGAAUCAGUGCGGCUGCACAUACGAAGGCCUCUACGUGGAAGCUGGAACGUCUUUCUGGGGUGGUCAGAGCUGUACCAAGCGUUACACAUGUGCCGCAGGUGGGCAGCUGUCUUUCAAGCAGUCCAAGUGUCCUGUCGGGGAAGAGUGUCAGGUGCAGAAAGGCAUCCAAAAUUGCUAUCCUCUCGACCAAGCCACAUGCAUGGUGUCUGGGAGCCCGCACAUUGUGUCCUUCGACGGACAGCACUUUGACUUCCGGGGCACUUGCACAUAUGAGAUGGCUGCUGUCUCCUCGAGUCAAAGGAAUCUGGAGUCAUUUAGUGUUGUGAUGCAGAACAGUGGAAAAGAUCAGAAGACUGGGUCUAUUGUCCAGCUGGUGGAGGUCAAGGUGUACGGAUACACCUUCAUCAUCAACAAAGAGUACUUCGGCGCUGUUGUGGUGAAUGGUGUGCUCUCCAACCUACCUGUGACUCUGGAUAACAACAAAAUCCAACUUUACAGAAGCGGCCAGUUUGCUGUGAUUAAGACGGACUUUGGUUUGAAGGUCUCCUACGAUUGGAGCAGCAUAGCAUCUGUAACUGUUCCCAGCAGGUACAAGGGCGCAAUGCGCGGCCUUUGCGGCAAUUACAACCUCAACCCCAAAGACGACAUGCAGAUGAAAAAUGGGAGACAAGCUUCCACUCCUGAGGAGCUCGGCCAAAGCUGGAAGGUGGCCUCUUCCCCGGGCUGUGUUGACGGCUGCAGCAGCCAGUGCCCCAGCUGCGACCCCACACAGAGAGCUCUGUACACCGGCAACAAUUACUGUGGCCUCAUCAGCGACCCCGCUGGUCCGUUCCGUGACUGCCACUCUAAGGUGGACCCUGCAAGCUUCCUGAACGACUGCCUGUCUGACGUCUGUGCUCACCGGGGAAGCGGGAACAUGCAGUGCAAGACUCUGACUGCAUACACCACUGCCUGCCAGCUGAAAGGAGUCACGGUGUAUUCCUGGAGGUCAUCCCAGUUCUGCAAUGCCGAGUGUCCAUCAAACAGCCACUAUGAGCUCUGUACCAACACUCGUCUCAGAUCAUGUGAGAAACCCUCUGCACAGUGUGGAAUCAAGUGCACUGAAGGAUGUAUUUGCAAUGAUGGUUACCUUCAGAGUGGAAAUGAAUGUGUGCCUGCCAGCCAGUGUGGCUGCAUGUAUGAAGGGAAAUACUACCAGCAGGGCCAGGUUUUCUACUCUGAUGACCUUUGUCAGAAGGAGUGCACCUGUACCAGCAACGGCGCAGUGCAGUGUAAGCAGUCUGCAUGUGAAAUCUAUGAGAGGUGCGAGGUGGUUAAUUAUGUGCGGUCAUGCCAGCCUUUGGGAAAAGGAGUCUGCACCAUCUCCGGCGAUCCACAUUACAACACCUUUGACAACGGCACCUAUAACUUCCAAGGCACCUGCACCUAUGUUGCGGCUCAAGGCUGCUCCCUGGCCGGUACUAAGCUCAACAACUUCUCUGUGAUCGUGCAGAAUGAGAAGUGGAAUGGAAUGAUUGAAAAUCCCCAGGCCUCUGUGGCCAAAGUUGUUGUAGUAGAAGUUCACGGACUGAUCUUGGUCCUUCGCAGGAAUCUAGUUGGGACGGUUUGGAUAAAUGGGAUCCUACAUCAUCUUCCUCAAAGCCUCCUCAAAGGUGCAGUGAAUAUUUAUCAGGAAGGCCGCAACGAUGUCAUCAUGACCGACUUUGGCCUGAGGGUCACUUAUGAUCUGGUCUACCACGUCACUGUCACUGUUCCUGGACGCUACAGAGGUAAAACCUGCGGCCUGUGUGGCAAUUUUAAUGACAACGACGCAGAUGAAUUCCACCUGCCGGAUGGAAGUUUGACUAAGGACUACCACAAGUUCGGUGCAUCGUGGAAAAUGUCGGUACCUGGAGUGGAUUGUGAUGACGGCUGCAACAACGGUGACUGCCCCAAAUGUGACGAUUCUAAAAAAGCUGCAAUAGAAAAAAAAUGUGCAAUUAUCACCGACGCCAAUGGCCCUUUUGCUGCCUGCCACGGCGUUAAACGUCCAGACUUCUACUUCAACAAUUGUGUCUACGAUGUGUGCAUGGCUAAAGAAGAAGAAGGCAUGCUUUGCAACAGUAUUGCUACUUAUAUGUUAGACUGCCAGGAGUCUGGAGUAAAGAUUCAGAACUGGAGAAGUUCCUCUUUCUGCCCUCAUGCAUGCGGUAAGAACAGCCAUUAUGACACUUGCGUGGAGUCCUGUUCCUCCUCAUGUCCUGGACUCCGAGACAUCGUCAACUGCACCACUGCUUGCUUUGAGGGUUGCGCCUGUGAUAAAGACUUCUACUUCAAUGGAACUGGUUGUGUGCCCUUUGACCAGUGUAGCUGUUAUUACAAUGGCCAUACUUACAAGAUGGGAGAGUCCCUUAUAACUGAUGACUGCAGCAAGAUUCACACGUGCCAGGCCUCUGGAGUGGUCCUGACCUCAAACAUGGCUUGCGAUCCCAACGAAAGCUGCCAAAUCAAGAACGGUGUGAUGGCGUGCUACGCUCAGCGGUGCCUUCUGGGAUCCAGUGGAACCCUCACUGCAUUUAACGGUAACGGUGGCACCGUGUCAGUGCCAGGAUCCUAUGAGCUUACCAGGAACUGUAUCCAGUCUCAGACAUCAGGCUGGUUCAGGGUGGUGGUGAAGUUGGAUAAGUGCACGUCUGGUCUCAACACAAUCAUGGCUGUUUAUGUGUUCUUCAGUGACAUGAUGGUCACAAUCAACUACAAACAUGAAGUCUGGAUAAAUGGAAUUCCAAUGUAUCAGAACACCUUCACCCGGAACAAUGUAAAGGUUGCGCUUGCUGAUAAUACAGUGAAAAUUAACAACCCUUCCAGCCUUCAGUUGUCCUUCAGUCCAACUAAUGAGCUCACCAUGAGUGUCAGUGAUGAAGUAGCUGACGCAUUAUGUGGGGCAUGUGGGAGGCUGACGCCUGUUGCACCAACAUCACGAAGCCCGGAACAGAUGCUGCUGGAGUACCUUCGCGGGACUACUACUACCUUUGCGGUGCUGAACAUGGGUCAGUGGAUGGCUCCGGACUUCCCCCAGUGUGGCUAGUGAACCCAGCAGGCACUGGCGAAUUCUGAACAACGUGUCCAUAUACGGCUCAUAUAUAUAUAUAUAAAAUAUCAUGAUAGUAUGUAUUAUUCUCUAUGCACAAUAAAGAGUUCACUUGA